Messenger RNA from Xiphophorus hellerii (green swordtail), 3183 nucleotides. RefSeq names its product frizzled-7-A-like. Gene Ontology annotation, molecular function: Wnt receptor activity; Wnt-protein binding. Gene Ontology annotation, biological process: non-canonical Wnt signaling pathway; canonical Wnt signaling pathway. The record is from RefSeq and is a predicted model, not a curated record. NCBI's taxonomy places the organism in Eukaryota, Metazoa, Chordata, Actinopteri, Cyprinodontiformes, Poeciliidae. Gene Ontology annotation, cellular component: plasma membrane.
AACAGAUAUUUUUUUCUCCCUCAAAUCACAACUUCCACAGUUUAUUAAUAUUCAUAUUAAAUUAGUAAAAAGGUUAGUUGGUUUUUUGUUAAUAUUUUGUAAAACCACACUUGUCAACUGGUUUGGAAACCUGAAAAUUAAGAUGAAUAUCAAGAAAACAAAAAAUGGUUUAUUGGCAAAACUCAACGUCUUUCAAAUGUUCUUAAUAAAUGACACAAAAUCAUCAGAAUAGUGAAAUCAAACUAAUAUUAUAUAGAUUUUUCCUCUCACUGACAGCUGCUGCCUCAGAUUAAUUCAUAGUUCUGGACGGUUCAGUAACUUUGUGUUUUACAGUUCAGGAUUGAUCUGCACCUGCAGAGCCUCACCUCCAUGUCUGCAUGGACCAAUCAGAGAAGAGCGAGCCUCUGAUUGGAGGAUGGAGCAGGAGCGGCACCAGAACCGUCCUGGGUGGAAGGAGCAGCAGCUGAAAUCUGGAUGUUUGACCCAAAUUCUGUCAUUCGGGAUGAAACCAGGAAGAAUUUGUGCAGCUCCACUUUCUCAGGACUAAAGUCUCCCCGGUCUCUGAAAGUUUCUCCUCCUCUCUGAAUAUUUCUACACACCUGUGAUGAGAACCAGCUGGUUCUGGAGGUCCACCUUCUGCCUGACGCUCCUCCUCCAGCCGGGAUCGGCUCAGCAUGAAGACGGGAGUUCGGUUCUGGAGCCCGGCUUCUGCCAGCCCAUCUCCAUCCCGCUCUGCACCGACAUCGCCUACAACCGGACCAUCAUGCCGAACCUGCUGGGUCACACCAACCAGGAGGACGCGGGCCUGGAGGUCCACCAGUUCUACCCUCUGGCCCAGGUCCAAUGUUCGGCGGAGCUUCGGUUCUUCCUGUGCACCAUGUACGCGCCGGUGUGCACGUUGUUGGACCGGGCCAUCCCGCCCUGCAGGUCUCUGUGCGAACAGGCCCGGAACGGCUGCGAGGAGCUCAUGAACAAGUUCAGCUUCCAGUGGCCGGACCGGCUGCGCUGCCAGAACUUCCCGCUCCACGGAGCCGGAGAGAUCUGCGUGCGUCAGAACAGGAGCGAUUCUGAAGGUCCGGCCGAGCCAAACCCGACCGCCCGGCCUCCGUUCCUCCGGAGCGACCAGCGGUUCUCCUGCCCCCCGCAGCUCCAAGUUCCGUCCCGCCUCAGCUACCGCUUCCUGGGGGAGGAAGACUGCGGGGCUCCGUGCGAGUCCGACAGACCCGGCGGACUGAUGCACUUCAGCCAGGAGGAAUUAAAGUUCAGCCGGGUCUGGGUCGUGUUCUGGUCCAUUUUAUGCUGCGUCAGCACGCUCUUCACCGUCCUGACGUAUUUACUGGACAGGAGGAGGUUCGUCUACCCGCAGCGGCCCAUCAUCUUCCUGUCUGGCUGCUCCUUCAUGGUGGCGCUGGCCUACAGCGCCGCCUUCCUGCUGGAGGACAAGGCGGUGUGUGUGGCCCGGUUCAGGAAGGAGGGGUACGGGCUGGUGGUCCAAGGGACGGAGAAGGACGUCUGCACCGUCCUGUUCGUCGUCCUCUAUUACUUCAGCAUGUCCGGUUCCGUGUGGUGGGUCGUCCUGGGCUUCAGCUGGUUCCUGUCCGCCGGGAUGAAGUGGAGCCACGAGGCCAUCCAGGCCCGCUCUCAGUACUUCCACCUGGCAGCCUGGCUGGUUCCGGCGCUGAAGACCGUCCUGGUGCUGGCUGUGGGCCGGGUGGAGGCGAUGCUCAGCGGGGUCUGCUCUGUGGGAGCCUACAGCCUGGAGGGCCUGCGGGGAUUCAUCCUGGCGCCGCUCUCCAUCUCCCUCCUCAUCGGCGCCUCCUUCCUGCUGGCCGGCUUCGUGUCGCUGCUCCAGGUCCGGUCCAUCAUGAAGCACAACGGCACCGAGACGGAGAAGCUGGAGAGGCUGAUGGUGCGGAUCGGCGUCUUCGGCUCGGUCUACACUGUUGGCGGUGGACUCAACUGGCGAUGUGGUGGAAAGGUUCCUGGGGGGUCCAUUAUCGUCUCUGGCUGUGGUCGGUUGAGGGCUGGGAAAGUCUCUUUCUCCAGGUGAUGGUAGCAGGUGGUAGCCCAUGGAUACAGUAGUCGGACUGAUCCGUCGACAAAUGUCUCUAUCCUCCCCCUGGGGGUGCAGCCUCACUGACUGCUCUCGCUCCCCCCACCGUAUCUUCUUCAUUCGUGUCUUGUAACAGGUGAUCGAGCAUGCCGUCAAGGUGAAGAAUCUGAGACAUGCCUUCAUCUUCCAUGCCACUUAGCUUCUCGCUUCUUAAGAAAUCGUCAAUCAGAUCAAACAGUUCUGGUUCACUCAGUGCCAUAAGGCCCUCAGCGUCUGGCCCCGAUCCGUCAUCAAUUGCGCUGGCGAUGACCUGUAGUUGACUGAUACUCAAUGCAAGCAGUCUCUUUCGGAUUUUGAAAACCAGCAUCCUUCGCGGGGUUGUGGUAGCCAUCUUUAACCUCUGUAACCUCUACUCUCUGGAUGACGCACAGCACUACAGCCUUCCUUGAAGCUUUGGACACAGGUUUUCUCUGUAGCAGUUCCCACUCUCCCCACUAGGUGGCACUGGUGAUCCCGGACGAGCCCCCAAUUGUUACCGGCCCCAGACCUAGGGGAAAUCUGGGCCGGCACAAGCGAUGCACAGGCAGGAUGCGCUGUGGAUCUGUGAAUAAUGAGGAACAGACACGUUAAUACGUUGUGCCUUGCUCUGCUGGCAGCGAUUUAUUAUUAACUGCGCAUGCGCGGGCAGAGAGUAUAGAAGUUUCCUCGUUUGUUCAUUCACUCACAGUAGCGCCCUCUACUGACUAGGUAGUCAUUGACAUGAGUCAGCUAAUGUUAGACAGUUGUUCUAAUCAUCUUAAAAUAAUCUUUUCAAAAAUGGGGGUGUCUGUUUUAGUAACACAUUAAUUUCUAGAUCCACUACAAAAACACUACAUUAUAGCUAUUUUUGGUUGAGUUUUCAGUAUAAAUACCUCUAAAUAUUUCAAACAACAUAAAACUAACUUAAAAGUCAUUUUUAAGCAAGAUAUAGGAGCUUGAUUUAAAUAAUUCCUUACUACUGAUGAAAAAGCACUACUUUCACUGGCAGAACCUGGAAAAAUGUCAUAUUUAGGCAAAAUACUCAGCCAAUGGAACUAGUACCCUUUUUAAAUCAAUAAUAAAGAAUUAUUGACUUAAAACAAGCUCCUAGU